AAAGUGUUUCCAAUGCCUAUGGUUCCUACAAGCAGAACAUGCCUGCCUCUUGCUUGUGCUAAACAAACCAGUUCAGCAUUUUAUACGAUUGGGUCUAUAAGUGGCAAAAUUGGACACAUGGAUUGAGCUUUUGACGUCAUCUUCAGGAGUCACGACACUUCAGAAGUCUGUCAUCCAAGCAUGAUGUUGAAACCCAAGGCCUCAAACACGCAGGGCCACAUACUGAGCUGCAUCGUUGGCAUCUGUGCAUUCGCUGGAACACAGCCGUGUGUUCACUUUUGAGUUUUCUGGUACUCAAGUAAAGAGAGAGUAAAACGUAUAAACAAUGAGUAAAACACUCCCGAACUCCUGAGAAUUCGCCCCACUUCGCCUGUCUCUUUAAGACCACCGAGAGGGCGGGACUCAGCACCGAGUUACUUGGCGCUCCGGUGUCUUCCGCGUUUUCCGAGUCUUCGCUGGGUGACCGCGUUUGCUUUAAGAGAGGAGGCGGUGCUCUGCCCGGAGGAGGCGGAGAAAUCUAACACCCUCCCCCGGAUCUCCGGCUUCCGGGAUUGGACUGACCGGCUACCAGUGCAGAGCAUCCCAGGCCCCAACCUUUCCUGGACAGUUGGACCUCUUCCUGAGAGACCCCGGAACGUUUUCUACCUUACCCUUGGGAGAAGAGCCUCUGGCUGAAUGGCAGCUGUGGAUGACUUACAGUUUGAAGAAUUUGGCGAUGGAGCUACACUGUUAGCAGCAAAUCCAGAUGCUACCACGAUAAACAUUGAGGACCCCAGUGUAUCUUUUGGCCACCAACCCAGACCCCCCGGGAGCGUGGGGCGAGAAGAGGAUGAGGAGCUGCUGGGGAACAACGACUCUGACGAGACCGAGUUACUUGCCGGUCAGAAGCGAAGCUCUCCCUUCUGGACAUUCGAAUACUAUCAGACAUUCUUUGAUGUGGACACUUACCAGGUCUUUGACAGAAUAAAAGGGUCCCUGCUGCCGGUUCCUGGAAAGAACUUUGUGAGGCUGUACAUCCGCAGCAAUCCAGAUCUCUAUGGUCCCUUUUGGAUAUGUGCCACGUUGGUCUUUGCCAUAGCAAUUAGUGGGAACCUUUCUAACUUCCUAAUCCAUCUGGGAGAGAAGACAUACCAUUAUGUGCCCGAAUUCCAGAAAGUGUCUAUCGCAGCGACUGUCAUCUAUGCCUAUGCCUGGCUGGUCCCUCUGGCCCUCUGGGGCUUCCUCCUGUGGAGAAACAGCAAAGUGAUGAGCAUGGUUUCCUAUUCCUUUCUGGAGAUCGUGUGUGUCUACGGCUACUCGCUGUUCAUCUAUAUCCCCACAGCAGUCCUGUGGAUCAUUCCCCAGAGGGUUGUUCGUUGGGUCCUUGUCAUGAUUGCCCUGGGCGUCUCAGGCUCUGUGUUGGUAAUGACAUUUUGGCCAGCUGUUCGUGAGGAUAACCGGCGUGUCGCCUUGGCCACCAUUGUGACAAUCGUGUUGCUUCAUGUGCUGCUCUCUGUGGGCUGCUUGGCUUACUUCUUUGAUGCUCCAGAGAUGGACCACCUCCCAGCAGCUAUAACCACUCCCAACCAGACAGUAACAGCGGCCAAAUCCAGCUAAUGGGGAAAGCAGGUGGUGGCAUUUCAUCUCUCAGGCUCUCUAACUGAUGGGGAGUUAUGGCUCUUCUGGACACAGCAUCCACUACUGGAAUGCAGAAUGGCCAGCAUCAGCAGGAAACUGAUUGUCCUGGCCCUGAAACCCCAUCACCCAUCUAUCAAGAAUUAAGUGUUGGUCUGGGGGUAUCAGGCACGUGAUAGAACACUUGCCUCGCAUGUGUGGGGCCCUGAAAGUAAAGUGCAGUGAUAAUGCUUA
Molecule: messenger RNA, 1848 nt
Organism: Mus musculus (house mouse)
Lineage: Eukaryota; Metazoa; Chordata; Mammalia; Rodentia; Muridae
Gene: Yipf1
Product: Yip1 domain family, member 1
Exons: 12
Coding region: 676-1596 (306 amino acids)
Biological process (GO): vesicle-mediated transport
Cellular component (GO): Golgi medial cisterna; late endosome membrane; Golgi trans cisterna
Molecular function (GO): small GTPase binding
Source: RefSeq, a predicted model, not a curated record